Molecule: messenger RNA, 2462 nt
Organism: Salvelinus fontinalis (brook trout)
Lineage: Eukaryota; Metazoa; Chordata; Actinopteri; Salmoniformes; Salmonidae
Product: olfactomedin-like protein 2B
Exons: 8
Coding region: 262-2439 (725 amino acids)
Biological process (GO): signal transduction
Source: RefSeq, a predicted model, not a curated record
AACAGUGGUCAUACCUAUCACUUACAGCGAGGGCAACACAAUAAUUUCCACCUGAGGACUCUAAAUACAUCUCGGAUUAAAUUCCAUUGCGAGAUCACUUUUUUUUAUCAUGAACAUCUUAUUAUAACAUUUGAAUAUUUCUUGUUAUAACAUUUGAAUAUUUCAAACUACUUUAUUAUUUUUGAAAUUCGCUGCAGAGAGUUUCAAAUACAUCAUUUUUUGAUUUGCAAUUUAUCAAUUGUGCACCUGGUAAUUUAGGAGAUGGUGUCUAGGUUGCAGAUAUUGCUCUUGUUGUGGUGUGCGGUCCCUCUCACUUGGGCACAAGUUGCAUUCAGCGACGUAAUGGAUAAUGGAAUAAAAGAGGAACUACAACAGACCGACGGACCACUGCUAGAUGAUGAGAUGGACAACCAGGAAAACGUUUUAACUCAGCUGCUGGGAGAUUAUGACAAAGUGAAAACGCUGUCGGAAGGCUCUGACUGUCGCUGUAAAUGUGUUGUCAGACCGCUGAGCAGAAGUGCCUGCCGGCGGAUAGAGGAGGGCGCCGCCAAAGCCGAAGACUUUUACACAGUGGAGACUGUGACAUCGGGGCCCAAUUGUAAAAAGUGUGCGUGUAUAGCCCCACCCUCUGCUCUGAAUCCCUGCGAGGGAGAUUACAGGUUCAAGAAGCUGCAGGAGGCGGGGAAAGAUGACAUCAAGCUCUCAACAGUAAUGGAGUUAUUGGAGGGAGCGUUUUACGGGAUGGAUCUGUUAAAGUUGCACUCAGUUACAACCAAACUCCUCAACCGGGUUGACAAUAUAGAAAAGACCUUUUCUUGUAACCACACGGAGAAGGAUAAAGUGAGUGUGAGGAGCCCCUCUAGUGAGGAAAAGGAGCGAGAGAAGGAGAGAAGAGCCCAGCAGAGGAUGGAAAAGAGAAAACGUCUGACUGAGCUGGAGCCGUCUCUGCAGAAGGAUACAGCUGCAGCUUAUGCUAACACAGAGAAGAAGUAUGAGGAGCGCUACAUUGGGGCCAAGGGCCAGGGGACCACCAGGCCCAUGCUGAAGAGGAGCCAGCUGCAAAACAGGGAGGGGCCCCUGAAAGGCAAGGUGGGACUCAACGGCAUGGUCAUCAGAGGAGUGACUUUCUACAAGGCCAACACGGUGGACGAUGGAGCCGCUGGGGAGCUCACAGCAGACGAAGCCCUGAGCGGUGAUGGUUCCAUGGACCUGCUCAUCGAUGACCAGCUCCUGAGACCCACCCAGCCCAGACCUGUAGCAGGCACCGCGACACCAACAUCGCAAGACAGGAAGUGGAACCCAGACAACCAGGCCACUCGUGCCUCCAAAACAACCAAUAGUCCCCAAGGAAAUCCCACCACAUCUGCCCCUAAAGCUACCGAGACACCAUCAACCACUGUGUUCAUCCCAACCACAACCAUUCCAACCACAACUACGACCGCAGCAACCAACACUACUACAAUGGUUGCGACAAGCGCAAGCACCACUCAGCCAGCGGCCACUAGGAAACCUGAAACCUUGUCUGUUUUGACCACGUCUCCAACCGCUGCAGUGCGACAGGUCAACAGCACCACAGCCUCACCCAGCAAGGUGACGGGUGCGCCCAAACUCAAGCAUCACAUCGGCUGGACAGAGGGCCCCUCGGCGACCCCUAAAGUCCCUGGCAUGUGCAAAGACACUCUGGCCUCCAUCUCGGACCCAGUGACCCAUAACACCUACGGCCGGAAGGAAGGGGCCUGGAUGAAGGACCCAAAGGGCAACGGAAAUGUCAUAUAUGUCACCAACUACUACUAUGGUAACCACCUACUGGAAUUCCACGACAUGGACAACUUCAAACAAGGACACUUCACCAAUUCCUACAAGUUCCCGUACAACUGGAUCGGCACAGGCCACGUGGUGUACAACGGAGCUUUCUAUUACAACCGCGCCUUUUCCCGUGACAUCAUCAAGUUCGACCUGCAUCUGCUCUACGUGGCGGCCUGGACGACGCUGCACGACGCCGUGUUAGAGGAGGAGGACGCCUCCUGGAGGCGGCGAGGACACUCGGAUAUCGACUUUGCGGUGGAUGAGAGCGGCCUGUGGUUAGUGUACCCUGCUCUGGAUGAGGAGGGCUUCCAUCAGGAAGUAAUCAUCCUAAGCCGUGUGAACCCGACCGACCUCAGCCUCCAGAGUACGUUCAGAACGGGCCUGAGGAGACACUUCUACGGAAACUCCUUUGUCAUUUGUGGUGUCCUGUAUGCGGUGGACAACUACGAACGCACCCUCGCCAAUAUAUCCUACGCCUUCGAUACGCACACACACACCCAGAUGAUCCCCAGAAUACCUUUCACAAACAACUACACAUACACGACGCAAAUCGACUACAACCCCAAGGACAAAAAGCUGUACGCAUGGGACAACGGUCACCAGGUGACCUACAAUGUUAUAUUUGCAUAUUAAAAGCAGACGAGUAGUGAUAUAUA